This is a messenger RNA of Oncorhynchus masou masou (cherry salmon), 1183 nucleotides long. Its product is annotated as LIM and cysteine-rich domains protein 1-like. The transcript is spliced from 6 exons. NCBI's taxonomy places the organism in Eukaryota, Metazoa, Chordata, Actinopteri, Salmoniformes, Salmonidae. The record is from RefSeq and is a predicted model, not a curated record. Gene Ontology annotation, molecular function: zinc ion binding. Bases 22 to 915 code for a protein of 297 amino acids.
GACCUGGAGGACGAUCACAAGAUGGGUCGUCUCCUCGCCAACUCCAAAUACGUCCACCUGACAGCCAAGGUGAAGGGCAUCCGAGUGUACAAACGUAACCGUAUGGUCAUCACCAACCCUGUGGUGUCCAGGAAGGACCCCACCUUCAACACCAUCACCUACGACUGGGCACCGCCAGGACUCACACAGAAACUGGCCAUGCUGUAUAUGGAGUUGCUCCCAGAAGACAAGCGUCCUGUAGCAGGGACUGAGGGAGCAAUGUACCGGCGCAGGCAGCUGAUGAGACAGCUACCUGUCUACGACCAGGACCCCUCCCAGUGCCAUGGGCCACUACCAGAGGAUCAGCUCCAGGCCAUGUCUGUCUUCAUGAAGCGCUACAAAGAGGAGGCUCUAGGAGUAGGGGAGGUGGCGCUGCCUGGGGAGGGAGGCGCUAACCCUCCGCCCGUCGUCAAAGGAGAAAAGCAGAAGGACGGAACUGGGAAUGGGCAGGCCACCAAUGUCCAGCCAGACCCUGUUGAUACUCCUACCACCAAUGGGACUGACUGCUGUAAAAGUGAAUAUCAUUGCAGUGGUUGCGGGGAGCUCGCCCCCCUGGACAGUCCUGUGGUGUAUGCAGAGUGGGCGGGCUACGACAAGCAGUGGCACCCGACCUGCUUCGUGUGUUCAGAGUGUGGAGAGGCUCUGGUGGAUCUAGUGUACUAUUGGAGGGAGGGAGAGCUGCUCUGUGGAAGACACUACUGCCAGAGGACCAGACCACGCUGUUCGGGAUGUGAUGAGCUGAUCUUCUGUGAGGACUACAAGAAGGGGGCAGAUGGCCAGGCGUGGCACCAGGACCAUUACUGCUGCUGGCGGUGUGGCCAGAGUCUUGACAGCCCCUGUUCCUGUCCCCAAACACCCAGCCCCAAGCCUGUUUAGGCCCUCCACCACCCAGCUGUAACCAAGACCGCUUCUGACAGUUCCUGUCCCCAAACACCAAGACCAGUUUGACAGGCCCAUGCUCUUUACACCAAGACCAGUUUGACAGGCCCAUGCUCUUUACACCAAGACCAGUUUGACAGGCCCAUGCUCUUUACACCAAGACCAGUUUGACAGGCCCAUGCUCUUUACACCAAGACCAGUUUGACAGGCCCAUGCUCUUUACACCAAGACCAGUUUGACAGGCCCAUGCUCUUUACACCAAGAC